Messenger RNA from Monomorium pharaonis (pharaoh ant), 1351 nucleotides. Its product is annotated as probable basic-leucine zipper transcription factor G. Lineage: Eukaryota; Metazoa; Arthropoda; Insecta; Hymenoptera; Formicidae. The transcript has 2 exons. Bases 293 to 775 code for a protein of 160 amino acids. The record is from RefSeq and is a predicted model, not a curated record.
GGUAACCUUUACUUCGUGUCGCAACAACAACAGAUUUACAAAUUCAACGAAUUUACGGAAAACGUAAUCUCGGCGAGUGAAUUCGACGUGCAAACGCUCGGCAUAAAUUGCCCGCGACACGGAUUACUGCAACAAUUGCGCGACCUCUUGCACAAGUUCACGCGAAAUACCGAAACGUUGACGAGAGAGAGGGACGGCAAUUUAUUUUAGGACCUAUAAUCCAUAGAGAUCGGUUAGUCUCGCGUGAUCCGCCUACCGACACGCAACGUAGGAGAGCGAAGGAUAAUCGACGAUGUACUCCACGUUGGCGGAACGACAAUCAUCCGAUACGUUCGACGACGGUAAUGCGAAACGAAAGAAUUCAGAUUACGCGAAUAAGGAAAAUACGAAGAAAAAACAAACAUUCAACAAUGUCAACGCGCGAGCCGAUCCUCUCCGCGUUUUGGCGCGACGAUACACAUUGACGAAAACGGGAUACAAGUACUUGGACAUCGGCAUCGUCGUAAAGUCACCGUCGUACGUGAACAUCGUACUCGGAGAUUGUCACGGAAAGGAGAUCUCGUUUACGAUCGACGAGUGGAAGGAACUGGUGAAACUAAAAUCUACGAUACUAACGACACUUCGCUCCAACAACAACAACAACAACAACAAUAAUAACAACAACAACAGCGCGGAAGACAGCAUGGAAUUGCCUACGAUCGGAAACAACAUUUUCCUGCGAGUUGGAAAAAUAAACAAUCUAUUCUACGUUUGGAACAUCCCUCUAAUCGAUUGAUCCUAUCGCUCUCUACCGUGAUCAUUAUGUUCGACCACGAUUACUGCGUCGAUCGCAUCGUCAAGGCGCUCUCCCCAGUGACGAGAAUCGUUGACGCGAAAGUCAAACGUUUCCAGGAGAUCGCCGCAGGCCUCGACAAUCCCGCCGACGGUCCGCGCGCGAUCCGUGAAAGCGCGCAUUUCGAUGCCAACGAUAUCGUCGAUUGCGAACUAGCCGUUAUCUGUUUCGGAUUCUUUUAAACAUAGCGUUCUCGGUUUCGUAUAAUCUCAUCUUUUAUUAGUUGUAAUUAAAAAAAUUUGUAUUCCUACAAAAAGACAAAUAUAUAACCUGUCUCUGCUAACAUAUCGCACUUGAUUUUAUAUUACCCUGGAUACAUCUAUCCACUACAUUGGUAUAAGCUUGAUUUUGUGAAAAAAAUUAAACGUGCUUUUUUCAUUCAUUCAUUUUAUAUAUAUAUAUUUCUUGACGUUAAUACAUAUUUUGCUUUCUUAUAUUUAUUACACAUAUACAAUAUAUAUCGCUGUGAAAGCGUUAGAUCAUUCACGAUUACAUAUUGUCAAUCGUCAUAUUACGUGA